CCGCCCCACCCUCCCAGGCCAGCGAGGAUGGAGAGAGCGUAGGCCACUGCCCGUCCUGCCAGAGACUCUUCAUGCUCCUGCUCCUCAAGGGCGUGCCCUUCACGCUGACCACCGUGGACACUCGCAGGUCCCUGGAUGUGCUGAAGGACUUUGCCCCUGGAUCGCAGCUGCCCAUCUUGCUCUAUGAUGGCGAGGCCAAAACGGACACGCUACAGAUCGAGGAGUUUCUGGAGGAGACCCUGGGCCCUCCGGAGUUCCCUGGUCUGGCCCCCCGCUACCGUGAGUCCAGCACGGCAGGCAACGACAUCUUCCACCGGUUUUCUGCCUUCAUCAAGAACCCGUUGCCCUCGCAGGAUGACGCCUUGUACCAGCAGCUGCUGCGCGCCCUGGCCAAACUGGACAGAUACCUGCGGGAGCCCCUGGAGCAUGAGCUGGCACAGGAGCCACAGCUGCGCGAGUCCCGCCGCCGCUUCCUAGACGGGGACCAGCUCACACUAGCCGACUGCUGCCUGCUGCCCAAGCUGCACACGGUGGACACCGUGUGCGCGCACUUUCGCCAGGCACCCAUCCCCGCAGAGCUGCGCGGGGUCCGACGCUACCUGGACAGCGCCCUACAGGAGAAGGAGUUCCGAUACACUUGCCCACACAGCUCUGAGAUCCUGGCCGCCUACAGGCCGGCAGUGCGCCCCCGCUAGAGCUCCCCACCCCUCCUCUGCAGCCCCAUAAAGCCAUCUCUGUCCCA
Suncus etruscus (white-toothed pygmy shrew) is the source of this 742-nucleotide messenger RNA. RefSeq names its product chloride intracellular channel 3 (gene CLIC3). The record is from RefSeq and is a predicted model, not a curated record. The coding region runs from base 72 to 695 and encodes 207 amino acids. Lineage: Eukaryota; Metazoa; Chordata; Mammalia; Eulipotyphla; Soricidae. The transcript is spliced from 5 exons.